Molecule: messenger RNA, 270 nt
Organism: Mus pahari (shrew mouse)
Lineage: Eukaryota; Metazoa; Chordata; Mammalia; Rodentia; Muridae
Product: serine protease inhibitor kazal-like protein, minor form
Exons: 4
Coding region: 1-270 (89 amino acids)
Molecular function (GO): protein binding
Source: RefSeq, a predicted model, not a curated record
AUGUCUUCAACAUGGAUCAGACUUCUUUUUAUCAUAGUCGUGGUACUUCUUCCUUACACUGUGUUUUCAAUGAAUAUCUUUGCAGGCCCAGAGAAUGUUGUAAAAGAGCCAAAUUGCACCACAUAUAAGAGUAAAUCUGACUGCUCUGAUAUCGCGGACCCAGUUUGUGCUGAUGAUAGAAAUACAUAUUACAAUGAGUGUUACUUCUGCCUAGAAAAAGUAAUAGAAAAACUUAGAUAUAGAUAUCAUGGUAUUUGCAUUUAUAAAUAA